AUGCUGAUUUUGGAUUUUUGUUUUGUUUUAGGUUUCCAUCAUUCUGCUUGGUUAUCAACGCAUGUCCCUGAAUCUUGUCUACUGAUAUUGUUAGGUAUACCUAUUGGCUACACCCUAAAAGCUAUUGGUGAUAAUGAAAAAUAUUUGACUUCUGAACUUUUCUUUUUUUACUUGUUACCACCGAUUAUUCUUGACGCAGGAUAUUUUAUGCCAUCAACAAUUUUUUAUUUGAACAUUGGGACAAUAUUACUUUAUGCUGUUUUGGGCACUCUCUUUAAUGCUUUUGCCACUGGUGCUUCAUUGUUUGCUGUGGCAAGCAUGUGUAAUGUUAAUUUAUCAAUAUUGCAUGCAUUAUUAUUUGGCUCUCUUAUUGCUGCUGUUGAUCCUGUUGCAGUUCUUGCUGUAUUUGAAGAGGUACAUGUGCACGAGUUACUUUAUAUGCUUGUCUUUGGAGAAUCUGUUUUAAAUGAUGCGGCCUCAGUUGUGUUAUAUCGAACGUUUGAGAGUUUAUCUAAAGGGAAGUUCAAUGCUGAACAGAUAGGACUUGCUUUUGCUUCUUUUAUUGUGGUAUCUUUGGGUGGUACUUUGAUUGGUGUAAUUUUUGCACUGCUUACAAGUUUAAUGACAAGGUUUACAGAGCAUGUCAGAGUUAUUGAACCAGCUUUUGUCUUUUUAAUGGCGUAUUUGUCAUACUUGACUGCUGAAAUGUUUCAUUUUUCUGGAAUAAUGAGUAUUCUUUUCUGUGGAUUAAUUAUGAAACCAUAUGUUGAAUCAAAUGUGUCAAGGAAAUCUCAUACAACUAUAAAAUAUUUUCUAAAAUUACUGAGUUCUUCAACUGAGGCACUUAUUUUUAUGCUGUUUGGUGUUGAGUUAGUUAUUUAUAAUCAUAAUUUUAAUAUGAAAUUUAUUUCAUUUACUCUUCUGUUCAUUACGAUAUACAGAGUUUUAGGAGUAACAUCGUUAACUGCAUUUGCAAAUAGGUGUGGUCGGUUAAACAAAGUAAAUGCUGUCGAACAGUUUAUUAUGAGUUAUGGUGGUUUGCGUGGAGCUGUGGCAUUUUGUUUGGCAGGUAUUAUUGAUGAUGAUAUCGACAAACAUAAAACAAAACAGUUGAUUGUUACAACAACCAUGAGUGUUGUUGUAUUUACUGUUUUUCUACAGGGAACAACAAUUAAACCAUUAGUGGAGUUUCUUGGCGUGAAAAAAGCUUCAAGUUUUGAAAAGUCUAUGCUUGAAACUGUAAAUGACAAGGUAAUUGGAUAUGUGGUGACUGGAUUUGAAGAAGUUAUUGGAAUGCAUGGUCAUGGAUAUUGGAGGGAUUUGUUUGAAGACUUCAAUCGCAAAUAUCUUCGAAGAUGGCUAGAGAGAGAUCCUGAUCUUGCAUUAGAUGAGCAAAUAUUUUUGACAGAAAGAAGGCUUGCCUUUAAGCAUGCUUUAGAAUAUGCCAAUAACCCAUCAAUGAUUUUUGAAAGAGAAAAUGACGGUCUUAAAUUAAAUGAAGUAAAGCGAAACGCAUCAUAUGCACUAGAACUGGCUAUGAAAGCUCAAUCAGGGUCUCAAGAUGACAUUGGAAUAUUAGAUCUCAAUAUCAUGGCAAUGCCAGAUAGAUAUAAAGGUAUACCUGAUUCAGAAUUACUGAAGCCUCACAUGAUUGCUGGUUUAGUUCCUAAACGCAAAAGAUCUUUGUAUUCAACCCAAAAGUAUUCUUUGGAUGAAGUUGAUGAAUGUUGUGAUCACACUGACAGAUAUCUUAAAAUAAAGCGAAAUGCAUUGGCUCAUAUGGCUGCUACAGCUCGUCAUCGUAAGCAUCGUAAAUCUCAUACAAAACACAAAAAAGGUCGAAGCAAAAACCAAAAUACUUUACCCGAUAUUUCUGAAGAAAAUAUCGAUAAAUCAAAGGAAAGUUGCUCUAAUGAUAAAUCUGAAAGCGAAAAUGACGAUGAAGAUUACGACGAAGAUGAAGGGUUAGUCUUUAAAGCAAUUAAUGAUAACAUCGAAGUAUCAAAAAUUUCAAAACCUGAUGAGUUUAAGAUUCCGAUUCCAGAUGAUUCUUUUGGAUCACUUAACUCGCCAAUCGUAAAUUAUUCUAAUAGUCCAGUAUUAGCAUGUAAAAACCUUGAACUAAAUCAAAAUUCAUCUGAACUAGUAAGAAAUUCCCAAUGGAAAUCAUACUUACAAGAUUGUAAGUUAUCAGUUAACAAUACUCUAGAUGAAGUGACAGUUUUAGAAGAAAGUAGAUUUUUAAUGCUACCAGAUCGUGAGUCAAAGUUUUAAAUACUCAUUAUUAAUAUUAUGGUUGUAUUAAAUUAUUGUUAUGGCUAUAUUAAAUUA
Messenger RNA from Hydra vulgaris (swiftwater hydra), 2331 nucleotides. The record is from RefSeq and is a predicted model, not a curated record. NCBI's taxonomy places the organism in Eukaryota, Metazoa, Cnidaria, Hydrozoa, Anthoathecata, Hydridae.